Messenger RNA from Mollisia scopiformis, 4430 nucleotides. RefSeq lists its product as uncharacterized. Lineage: Eukaryota; Fungi; Ascomycota; Leotiomycetes; Helotiales; Mollisiaceae. The record is from RefSeq and is a predicted model, not a curated record. The coding region runs from base 337 to 3969 and encodes 1210 amino acids. Gene Ontology annotation, molecular function: ATPase inhibitor activity; protein-folding chaperone binding. The transcript has a single exon. Gene Ontology annotation, cellular component: cytoplasm.
CAAAAAUAAACUGCAACCCCAAAGCCCAAACCUCCACGCCUUCUGCCUCCGCACACCCCUCAACCUCAACAUCGACCCUCUGGCGAAUAUUGCAGAAAUUACCAGCGCCAUCUUCGAACAUCGCGGCGACACGAGACAGCAAAAGUUGUGCACAGUCGCAUCGAACGAACGAACGAGCAUACACUCACUUGCGCUCCCCCACCGCUCAACUCCGAUCUUGGAUCCCCAACCUUUCUCGCGACGAUGUCCUUCUUCUUUGUGCUGUGUUCGCACACUCUCUUCUAGGACUUCCAGAAGACCUAGACACUGAGGAACAUAUCCAGCCAGCGACUCACCAUGUCGUUGCUUGGAAGGUUGCUGUCCGGCGCAGGACCGACAACCUCUGCUCCCAGAAACCCUCUGGACUCGAAUUUGGAGGACCAAUUCACACACAACUUGCUCUUCCCAGACCCGGAAGCGCUGUGUCACAAUGAUCAAGUGUUUCCACUGACAUCGGGGACGAUCCUCACGCCGGCGCCCAUCAGCAACUUCGACGUCAAUGGCGAUAUCGACCUCGACAUGCGAGACGUACGAGUAAUCAUCAUGCAGGAAGCUACCAACCUCACAGGCUCGGCAUAUCUACUCUACGACAGUCAUACCCCUCCAAAGCCUACUCCACCUUUGGAGCGACAAGCUUCAGACAGUGGUUCGGCAUAUCCUGCGCGUGCUGGGGGACGUCGGUCAAUCAGUUCACCGCGCAAGACGAGUGUUGGGCAGAAUUCAAGACCGGUCAUUAUCCAGCAAGAACCCACGGCGCCUCGUGCUUUUGGAGGCGGCGCAUUUGAUCGCAGAUCACAUCACAACAAAACAGCAAGUUACAAUGAGACGGAAGAACAGCGGUCGGCGCGGGAGUACAGGGAGGAGAUGACCGUCUUCUCAAACUGCAUCUUUGGCAACUCGGAGGUGAUGGCCUACAAGGGGGCAGGCACGAAAGUUCAUAUCCUUCCCUCGGAGUCCAGAGCUCCCUUUACAUCGCAAUCAUAUAUGGCCGACGGCUCCUUUGGUCGUUCCAGUAUGCGGAGCAGCAAGUUGGCACAGUCAUUCACUUCGGAUACUCUCCAUGGGCCGACAUCGGCAGGAUUCAGUCCGAGCACAUCAACCAGGGGCCAAGAGAGGAAAAAAGUUUUAAUCACACGCAUGUUCCCCGUUCCACUACCCAAUGAUGAUGCAGAGGAUCCCGCCCAGAAUACCACGCCGACACCACAGAAUGUGAAUUCAGGUGACGCUGCGGGCUACCCCUUUCCCAAGGUUGGUGAGAAUGGCACGCACAAGUCUGACAAGAAGAAGCCCGAGCCAAAGCAGAAGAGAACACCAAUGUAUGCGGUCGGCUUGGUGGUACAUUUACCUCCUGCCCCUCACGUUUCCUUACCGCCGGCGUCGAGAUCGAGUCUGCGUGGACCUGGUUCUUUCACAGAGCAAGAAUCAUAUCCCUCCUCGUACAACUCGGCUCGUCGUUCAGGCUGGACAAUGCUUGGUCAUGGUUUCGGAGUCGAGUCGCUCGAUUCCUCGUACUCGAGUGAUCUUGACGACCGAAUAGAUGCCAUUACUCAGCAUUGGGACAUCAUCAUGCGAACGCUUUCUCAUCUUCAAGCAGUGGCAACAGCUACGCUAUUUCCAAUGUUGAAGCAAGCGGACAUCAGCUCACCUGACCCUCGACGAGAGCCGGUGCAUGUUCGUGCUCCUUCGGCAAGCGUUUCGAUAUCUGGAAAGCGCGUGAUGGAAGACUACAAAGCUUCCAAACCUGCUAAGACUAAUAUCAAGCUUGUGCAACUGAAUUUACACUGCUUGAUGCAUGUCCCAAAGAUUCACAGUGAAGUUGAUGCGGCUCGACAACGAAUUGUCAGCGGCAUGAAGGCAAAUCAAGUCAUCACGGGCCAGGGAAGGUGGGGCAUUUGGAGAGAAGAGGCGAGAUUGGUUGGCAAGUGGGCUGGAGGAAAGGAUGAAGGAUUCUUCUUCUUCAAUCUUCUUACUGGUUUUCUGGGAAAUCAUACCGAAUGGCUUCAGGCUCUUGGACCCAGCUGGUACCGACGCCGCCACUAUCAACAGCAGAGAGCGAACAAAGACGAUGAUAUAUCCCUUCCAGCCAGAACUAUCAUUGUCUCUGACAACAAGCUCAUGGCUCGCCGGCUGGUGUUCCUACUCUCAGCCUUUCUUCCUGCCAACCAGCAACUUCCGUCAGGUCGGCUGCACCGACCAAGUACAUCAAUGUCAUUUGGAGGUUACUCUCAGUCACCUCCAAAUUAUGCUGUACCGAUGCUUCGGGAAGAAUCGCUGAGGCGGAGACUAAAUAAGCGCACUGGAGUCUCAAAAGGGGCGCACGCGCGAACAAUGAGUUUUCCAAAUCAGACCAUGCAAGGCUCCACCCAUCUCGGACCUGAAAUCCAUCACGAUCGUCGGACCUCGGAUGCUACUUCAAUGAAGACUGCAAACCUUCCGAUCCCAGGCAGCGACAUUGGGACCAGAAAAAGUAGUGCGGCAGCUACCUCGGCUGUCAUCCCUGUUACCACAAUGCCUCAUUUUUCCACGAGGCCUCCACAGAGAGGCACAGGACCAGCGCCACGACCGGGAAGCAGUGGAAGUCUUGCGACAGAUGAUCUGUUGCGGUCGCUCAAGCGGGGAGAUAGUACUGGUCACUAUAGCACUACUUCCAAUGAAUCGCAAGGUCAGAACUCGCGAUGGGGAAGUAUGAUUAGUGGCUUUUGGAAUUCCAAGAGAAGAGAUUCGACUGCAUCGACCAGUGUUGAACCACUUUCUAUAGAUGGUCUCGACAUCAACGAUCCGCAAUACAAAGGACCCGAGUCUCCUCAAAAAUCUAGCAAGUUAGCACAAAUGGUGGAAGAGGCAAAAGAAACUCAAUUCAACAAGACGAAAGAGCAACAGGAGCGUGAGAUGCGCAAGUCUGAAUCUGGGAGUGCAUCAACAGCGAGACCUGAUGAAGACCAAGGCGAUGAGAUCCCUGAGCAGAUUGUGCAGGCGAUGGAACGUAUCCCUGAUCCAUCUGGUGCCUUUGAGUCUCCUGUCAAGACAUCUAUUAAUGAAGAAGAUGGAGUCAUCGACAUCGAUGUUCCACUGCCGGAUUACUUGUCCUUCGAGACCGCAGUCAGCUCUCCAUCAAGCAGUGGAUACCUUUCGACUCCUGGAUUCGGAAAUGGGAUGGAAGGGUUCGAACACUAUUCACGUGCCGGGCCAGACGUUGAUACGACAACAAAUGUUGGCGGCUGGCUUCCUCGCUUCCAUCCGGAUUUUGCUCUUCAGGCUAUUCCGGUUCAGGGCGAUCUCUUGGAAGAAGUCAAGGCUUCGAUGCGCGCAGAGCCAACGCCUAUCCUAACGCCAACUCCACAGCCGGAUCAUGGUCGUGCUGACCGAUGGGUCGACAUAAGCAGCGCUGUUAUCGCAGACACUACCAACUUUUCCAUCAAGCGUAUCCGUUAUAUGCGUCUCGUUAAACCAAGGGAUGUGGAGAACGCUACACCAAGCAUUCCACAAACUUUGGACACAAGAUAUGGAAACGUCUACAGUGCAGCCCAGCUAACUCCUUCUGUCGAUGUGUAUGAGAGUCACGUCGAGGAGAAAUUUAUCGAAGAAGCCAUCAUUUCCAUGGACGAGACACUUAUCGAAGCUGUCGAGCGCAUCAUUGCUCAAUCCGGAUCUGGUUCCAAGACGUCAUCGGUCUGCUCCUCUAGAUCAACCUCUCGCAAGGGAGGAAAUCGCGAGCGAUCAAAUUCCGAUGCCAAGAUUCCGCCAAUACCAGAGCAUAAACUUGAAGUCCCAAGAAAUGAGUGCAAGAAGAUGGUUCUUAGUGCAUUGGAAGAUAUAGCCAGAGAAGUGGCUGAGAGUAGGAACGAGCAAGGCGAGGCUCUAAUAGAGAGGGAGAGUUUCUUACGGGAGGGAGUUAGGAAUUGGCUGUCGAGUGUUGAAACUACUGAAUGACGCACUCAGCUCGACAGCUUGGAAGACAUGGGACAACCAGAGGAUGAGGAUCAGAUCAUAAGCGUGUACCACCACCGACACGACACAAGACACGGCCUUUUCGAUACUUUCAACGAUACCCACAUCAUGCGUUUUUUGUUUCGUGGGCUAUCAUUUGAUGAUUGCGAAUUUUGUACCAUAGAGAGAGAAGCGUGCCUUUGCUUUGGUUUGAACUUUGCUUUAAAGUUUGGGAUUUAGCGUGGUCGUUUGGGCGUUUUAGCGAGAGAUUGGGAGGGCAUUUGCAUUUACUGGGCUGGGGUCUUAUUUUAAGGAUCUGCUCUCUGGCGUUUGGUGAUGGGAUGGAAUAAGGCAAACGGGUGGUUGCAUAAAUGAUGGUCCCAGUGGGCGAGCUGAAGAUGAAUACAUGGCAUAGAGGAGAUGAAAUGACAGAAGCUUAGAGAAUUCAAACGAUUGAACUACCG